AUGAGAAAUCCUUCAAAGGAUGCAAAUUACCACCGGGACGAUCACACAUGUGACCAUGGCAAGCAUUUCUUCAAGGUUUUGAUUGGUGAUUUCCAUAAAAGAUUGGUCAUACCGGGUAAAUUUGCUAAACAUUUGGGAGACAAAAUAGAAGGAAGUAUUAUGCUUGAAACACUUGGUGGUUAUACUUUUAAUGUUCAAGUUGCAAAGAAUUUGAGCAGAAUAGUGCUUCAAUCUGGGUGGGAAUCAUUUGUUAGUGCCCAUGACUUGAAAAAGAUGGACUUCUUGGUAUUCAAGUACGAUGGGAUGUCUCGGAUGAAGGUUCUGAUAUUUGAUCCUAGUGGUUGCGAGAAAGUACCACCAUGUGUUGUCGCGAAAAAUGCUAUUAGUGGUGGACGAAAGAGUAAAGAACCCAUUUACAUUUCAAGCAACUGUGCUCAUCUUCUCAAGAAAACAACAGAAACUAAAAAGAAAGCAUGGAAGCAAAGGGACAGGUGUAGGAUCAGUAUCAGUUCAUCAAGAUCCCUAUCCAACUCAUCAGGAGGAAUGACAUCUUCUGAGGGCGAUGAAGCACAUUCUGUUCCGAGUUACAUGCUCCCACAAGGCAUCAGCCUUGAUAGUAUGCAAAAGAAGAAACUGAAAGAGAGACUCCGAGCUAUUUGUUCUGAAAUCCCCAUCUAUGUGUGUGUCAUGAAGAAGUCAAACAUUUCUGGAAGAUCUCGAGCUAUGGUCUUCUCCAAAAAAUAUUCUGAUGUAUGGCUUCCAUUCAAGAGCAGCAGAAGGUUGAUUCUUCAGUGUCAUGGCAUGAGCUGGGAAGUGAUGUACCGCAUUAAGGUUUGGAAAGAUCGCGGCGAAUGCAAAAGGCUUCGCGGUGGGUGGGCACGGUUUGCAGGUGACAACAAUUUGCAGCUGGGCGAUAUCUGCCUCUUUGAGCAACUGAAGACCAAGAAGCACAAGAUGAAUGUGCAUAUCAUUCGCAAAGAGUGA
This is a messenger RNA of Miscanthus lutarioriparius, 984 nucleotides long. NCBI's taxonomy places the organism in Eukaryota, Viridiplantae, Streptophyta, Magnoliopsida, Poales, Poaceae. The record is from the annotation of a GenBank genome assembly.